ACAGGCAUGAAGACAGUCGACCACUGCAAAGUGUUGAGCGCGGGACAGACUGGCUUCAGUCCACAGUGCUCCUCAGUUGUCCAAGAGAAGACCCCAGUACUUUCGCCUACAGUGAGACGCUGACACUCACCCCAACCAAUAAUGUGAGAAUCAGACGGAAACGUUUGUCAGAUGUUAAAGCUCAUCGUCGCUUCAUUGUACUGCCGCACCGUCUCCGCUCAACACUGUCACACAGUUUGCAGCCCGACUACAGUAUACAGGCUCUAUCCACGCGGAUACCUGGUGUGAGAUGCGGCAAUGUCCCGAGGAAUAUGCCCACGCGUGAACUCUUGCGGAUGCUUUUGGAUUUUCUCUGCGGUCGUGUUUGCAGUGCGUGUGAUCGAUGUGGAGUCGCACAGCUGUCAUGAAGUGAGGACCGCUUUCCAGCUGCGGCAGGUCGGCCCGCUGCACCGCGUACCGGAGACACCUGACACAGAUGUGGAUCUGUUGAUAUGCAAGCACCAGGGUCCCUCCUGCUGCACCCGCAAAAUGGAAGAGAACUACCAGCUUGCUGUAAAACGAGAAACCCUCCACAACAUUCACUCCUACAGCUAUGAGCUGGAGCAUGUCAUCUCUGGCCACUUGGAUGCCUUUCAGGACAUGUUCCAGUACCUGUUAUCGUUCUCUCAGGGACACCUGAGUUCUCUGUUGGAGGGAGCAUACCCAUCCCUGUCUCACCAUGCCUUGCCUCAUGUAAAUCAACUCUUCUCCUCACUCUCGCUCUAUCUCCGCGGGGCCAAUGUGUCGGUGGAGGCGACAGUUCAUCAUUUCUUUAACAACCUCUUCCCACUCGUCUACACAAAACUCAUCAAUCCAGGCAUUGAAGGCAGUAUGAUGGUGGGCAGUGAAAUGGGAGACUGUCUCCGUAUGAUCCGGCAGGAUGUCAACCCGUUCGGACCUCAUCCCGCUGUCAUGGCCCAGGAGCUGGCUGGGGCCCUAGGAGCUGGGCGGCAGCUGGGUCUGGCCCUGGAGGAGGGUUUGGAGGUGAUGAAUGCCACUGAACACAUCAGCCUGACCAAAGAGUGUGUGAAGGGCCUUGUGAAGAUGGUGUACUGCUCCCACUGCAGAGGCUUGACGCUUAUCAAGCCCUGCGUGGGAUACUGUCUGAAUGUAAUGCGAGGCUGCUUGGCCAGCGUGUCAGAGCUGGAUCAGUCUUGGAGGAGGUAUACCAGUUUGUUGGAGCAGCUCACUCACGCCAUGGCCGGGCACCACAGCCUUGAACUGGCUCUGCUGGAGGUCAGGGGCCGCGUUAACAAGGCCUUGCUCUACGCUCAGCUCCACGGCUCAAUCAUCACUGCCACAGUGGACAAGGUGUGUGGCCUUUCUACUGAGGAGCCUACAACUAUGCAGUCUACAAGCCCAGAGGUCACAACCUCUACGGUGACCUCCUCAACUCCUUUUCCAUCUGCAGCCCCCUCCCAACCUUUACCAGAGCAGUGGCUUGGGCAACUCGCCCACUUGAGGAACUCGUUCCCCCUGAAACCCUCCAAGAACAAUAAACAUAGUCUGAAAACGCUCUCUAGGGACUUCUUGAUGUAUCUGCAGCGCUACAAGUCUUUCUUUGCAGCGUUGCCAGAGAUGCUGUGCGAAGGGGAGAACAUGGUGGACGACUUCACAUGCUGGGGUGGAGAGGAUGUGUUGGAGAGUUAUACCAGCCGAGUUGUCGGAAACGGUCUGCAUGCCCAGAGGCAAAACCCAGAGGUCAAAGUUCGAGGUGCGGACCCUACAAUGGCUGAAGUUAAGGAGGGGUUGGAUCGCUUCAAUCAGGAGACCCAGGAGAAGUUUCCGAAACUGGGCCAGGUGGAGGUCUGGGACGAGUUGGGCAGCGGGAAAUCGGAGGGCAGCUCCAUAGGCUGUGACGAUGAAGAUGGAUGUCAAGCCUCAGGAGAUGGUCAAGAUACCUCAUACAUAGAUGCCUCCAGUGAAAGAAGACCCAUUGCUAGACAACCUGGAGGUGACGGCCCACAUGUGAACCCCUCCAAGCCCCCAUCAGUGAAGGUGAUAGGGGGCUCACCACCUGCCAGCUGGGCAAGGCCCUGGAGCCUUGCACUGCUCCUCGCUGCACUUUGCAUGCAGUGGACUUUAUUCUGAUGCCAGCACUGUCUGUGAAUCCCACUUAACCAUUUUAGGAAACAUGUAUAUGCAGACAGACUUAAAUAUCAUAUGUCACAUAAAGUAUCCUUGCUCCUGUCCUUAAUCUACGCGGAUGGAUGGUAACAAAGGAGAAAGAAACAUGGGAAAGGAAGAUGGAUACAGAAGAGAGGAGGACAACGUUGUAGGAGACGGUAGAUGAGGCGCUCCUGCAGGAACUUGUCCUGUGUCAUUACCAAUGCAGAUGAUUGCACAAGCUGAACCCAUGCACGGCCAUCUACAACGAUUAUGCCUGCUGCUUCCACUAGGCUGUUCUGGGAUUAGAUGAGUGUGUGUGUGCGUAUGUAGACACCAAUAUAGCCCUGCAGCUCCUCGCUCCCCUCACACUCGGCACACACUCUUAUAGUUCAGAACACUUAAAGCAUUACGGAUUCACAUUUAUGUGUUCUUACAUACAUUAUAACAAUACAGCUGUGCUCUUUUUCUGCUGCUGGAUUUCGCUUAAUCUUUCGGAUUCUAAACCUCAUCACACUCAGACGGAAGAAUUUGACUCAUUUGAAAUGUCAACUCUUUUAGGGGUUUUUUUUUUUUCCUUUUGAGGAAAAUUGGUAGAUCAAUCCCAGGUGCCGAGCCCAGAACAGCAGAUUUGAUAUUCUCUGACUGCGUACCUCGGCUGGAAGUGGAAUGUAAUUAGUUCACACUUGCACAGUUGAAUACAUGGUGCAGACAAACUAGGUGUCGAUAAUAUGUAACUGUAAAUAGGUGGAAAGAUUUGAUGGAGUGUGUGUGAGGUUCUGAUACUACAAAGAGCUCUUAACGGAUCUAUUUGAAUGGGUUUAUCUUUUCUUUUCAACUAGCUAUGAAUGGACUAUGCCUGUCUGCUCCACAAAGUUAGAAAACUAUAGAGAGAUUUUAUUUCUGUAACAAAUAAAGCAGAGCGUUCAAUUGAUUUUCCAGGUCAAGCUCAUGGCAUAAAUAUACAGUACAGUCUAUAUAUUAUUGUUUAUGGUGCACUCUGUUUUGUGUUUUUUGCUCAUUGAAUUGCACAUUCAUUUGUUGAGAAACUACCAACCAUUCUGUGUCACAUGGUAUUUGGAGACAUGGGUAAGACUCAACAACAAUUUGACACAAAAACAGUAUAUUUUUAUUGUUUCAUUGUAGUACAGUGGCGGCCAUUGUUGAAGUCUCGCUACAUGGAUUCAAUCAUGUGUUUUCUCCUGAAUUAGAAUCAUUUUUGUCUGUGUAGAGUUCCCUUGGUUUCUUCCCACUGAACAAAAUCAUGGUUAUUUGGCCGCACUAAAUUGCCUGUAGUGGUGAAUGCGAGUGUCCGUCCUUGGAUCGUCGAAGGAUAAGCAGCAGUACCGUAGCUAAUGGGUAAAGCAACGCCUUUCCAUGCCCGCGGAACAUUUCGUGAAAUCCCAACAACUACAAUAACAAAUCAUCAUUUGUUUUAGUUGAUUCUUUAUGAGGACGUAACAUAAGGGAUUCGUUUUUUAUGACUUCUACAAUGGUUUCGACUGUGCACCAGGUUUUAUUUCUUGUUUAGAUUUUGGUUUGUAUGCACAGGUACAGUUACAGCAGGGUUCCUAACUGUGUGAAUGAAGAUAUAAAUGCAUGGUCAUUGCUAUGCAAAUGCAGUACUCAAGAUAGAUGACUAUGUCCUUUGUAAAAAAAUAAAUUUGCAUAGAUACAGUAUCAAAGCUAAGGGCUACACACUUAGAGCUUGACGUGGGUCUGUGAGCAAUGAUAUACCUCUUCCAUUAACCGUGCUGCAUUCUAAACAACUUCUACAGUAUCUCUACUGAAAACUUAAACUCUAGUUUAAACACACAGAGAUAUACUAUUAUUAUUCAUUAAAAGCAUUUAAUGAAGAAGGAAAAGUUUCAACACUUAAAAUGUGUCCCAUUGUCAUAUUCUGUAACCAUGUUUGCUCAGUUCAUAUGAUAUCCUCCUGUUUGUUUUGUUCCAGGCUGGUGUUCAUCGCACCCACAGUUCACUUACAGUCCUAUACCCUCGCAUGUGUAUAAAUGUACAUAUUUUAAGUCA
Molecule: messenger RNA, 4176 nt
Organism: Solea solea (common sole)
Lineage: Eukaryota; Metazoa; Chordata; Actinopteri; Pleuronectiformes; Soleidae
Product: glypican-5-like
Exons: 9
Coding region: 298-2130 (610 amino acids)
Biological process (GO): regulation of protein localization to membrane; positive regulation of canonical Wnt signaling pathway; cell migration
Cellular component (GO): plasma membrane; cell surface; extracellular region
Source: RefSeq, a predicted model, not a curated record